GGCGGACAGAGAGAGAGGCAAAGCGGGUACUGUGAACUGUCUUUUAUACUAUUGCUCUGAGGACGCGCACUGUCUCCCUCCUUUAGCACCGCUCUUGACACUCUCCGAGGACGCAGUAGUAUAAUCGUGCCAGUAGGCUAGGCUUCCUCUGGUCUCCAAGAAGAGCAAAAAAAAAAAACCCACUGUAGAGCGGGCAAGGCUAGCCUCAUGAGUCGGCCUGGUGGAUUUCCAUCAUGGAUUUAACAAAGAUGGGCAUGAUCCAGCUGCAGAACCCCAACCACCCAACGGCACUCCUCCACAAGGCUAACCAGAUGCGCCUGGCGGGGACGCUGUGUGACGUGGUCAUCAUGGUGGACAGCCAGGAGUUCCACGCCCACCGGACCGUGCUGGCGUGCACCAGCAAGAUGUUUGAGAUCCUUUUCCACCGCAACAGCCAGCACUACACCUUGGACUUUCUCUCGCCAAAGACCUUUCAGCAGAUUUUGGACUAUGCUUACACUGCCACGCUCCAGGCCAAGGUGGAGGACCUGGACGACUUGUUAUACGCAGCAGAGAUCCUGGAGAUUGAGUAUUUGGAGGAGCAAUGCCUCAAGAUCCUGGAGACCAUCCAGUCGUCAGACGAGAACGACGUGGAGGUGGGUGUCAAUGACGGCAGCACGGAGGAGGACGAUGAGCGCAAAGGCCACAAUGGAGUCAAGAACUCCAAAAAGCAUUCCAUGGACAGUCUCUACCUGUCAGGUACAGAGCAAGUCUCAACCAUGUCCAGCAUGGUAGACCAGAGUCCCUCCGUCUCCACAUCCUUUGGCGUCUCCAGUCUGAGCCCCACCAAAGCCGCCGUGGACAGCCUGAUGAGUAUCGGCCAGUCCCUGCUCCAGCAAGGCUUCGUGGGUGAUCACGUCAACGCCCACCACCUCAUGAGCGAGAUCAAGACGGAAAUGAUGCAGGUGGACAUGGGUGGCAACGGCCACGAGAGCCCUCACAACAUGGAGUCCGGCGGCUCCAGCAACGGCGAGAGAAGCGGGGAGGACAGGAACCGGGACGGACCGGGAACACCCACCAGGAGCAGUGUCAUCACCAGUGCCCGCGAGCUCCAUUACGUCCGCGACGACGGCAUGGGCGACUCUCAAGCAGAAGUCAGCCAGAUGGGUCUGGAAGCUAUGGCCGGGAUGGCGGAGAAACACCUGGCUUCGCUCUACUCCCUCCCUGUCAAUCAUAAAUCCGACGCCAUCAUGUCCAUGCCGGUCUCCAUGGCCUCCGCUCUCCCAAUGUCACCAGCUUUGGCCAUGUCUGUGGACUUCAGCGCCUACGGCGGACUCCUGCCUCAGAGCUUCAUCCAGAGGGAGUUCUUCAGCAAGCUUGGCGAGCUGGCGGUGGGCAUGAAACCCGACGGGAGGAACCAGCAUGAGCGCUGCAACGUUUGCGGUGCAGAACUUCCGGAUAACGAGGCUGUGGAGCAGCACAGGAAGAUGCACAGCGGGAUGAAGACCUACGGCUGUGAGCUGUGCGGGAAGAGCUUCCUGGACAGCCUCCGUCUGCGCAUGCAUCUGCUGUCUCAUUCAGCUGGCGAGAAGGCCAUUGUAUGUGACCAGUGUGGUGCCCAGUUCCAGACUGAGGAGUCCCUGGAGGCUCACCGGCAGAUCCACACCGGAUCAGACAUGGCCAUCUUCUGCCUGCUCUGCGGGAAGCGUUUCCAGACCCAGACGGCACUGCAGCAGCACAUGGAGGUCCACGCCGGCGUUCGCAGCUACAUCUGCAGCGAAUGCAACCGGACCUUCCCGAGCCACACUGCUCUGAAACGCCACCUACGCUCACAUACAGCCGGGGACCACCCAUUCGAGUGUGAGUUCUGCGGGAGCUGCUUCCGCGACGAGAGCACGUUGAAGGGCCACAAACGCAUCCACACCGGCGAGAAGCCCUACGAAUGUAACGGCUGCGGCAAGAAGUUCAGCCUCAAGCACCAGCUGGAGACCCACUACCGCGUGCACACAGGUGAGAAGCCAUUUGAGUGCAAGCUGUGCCACCAGCGAUCCAGGGACUACUCGGCCAUGAUCAAGCACCUGCGCACCCACAACGGCGCCUCACCCUACCAAUGCACCAUCUGCCUGGAGUACUGCCCCAGCCUGUCAGCCAUGCAGAAGCACAUGAAGGGCCACAAGCCUGAAGACAUCCCCCCUGACUGGCGCAUAGAGAAGACCUACCUGUACCUCUGCUAUGUCUGAGACAGGCGUGGUGUGGUGGUCGGAGAAAAGAGGAGGCGGGGGGGCUUUGAUGGAGGAAGGAGAAUGUAAUGAGGCGUUAGGGGUAUGUUGACGACGUUGGCGUCAAAAGACUUUUCUUACGAAAAAGGCAAGGGUGGUCAGAGAGUCGUGUCCACCGUGUAGUUCGGAAUCACCGGGUCAUCGCCCCACCUUGUGUUACUGUGUUAUUAUUUCAGGUUGCUGAGCGGCAGGGAAGUGUUGCUGCUAGCGGUGUUGACAGAUUCUCAAGGGCUAUCUGAAUCUCCACUGAACGAAAUCUGGCAGUGGAGGUUGUCGAUUUCAUCGUUGUUGUAAUCGUAGUUGGUUGUUUAGUUUACCAGUCACACGAAGACGUGAACGGAGGUUUAAAAAAAAGUUCAUCACAGCGAUGGAUCACUUUGUGUUUCCUAGUAGUUGCAGUGAGCAACUAAGAAUGUCCCUCAGUAAAGUACCGAAACCUUCGCCAAGGCCGAGUCAUCCUGAGUUGUAUACUUUCUAAAACAGACAAGGAGAAUUUAAAGAAAAGCUCCAAAAUACUGUAGUACAAGUAAAAGCAAUAGUCAAAAGUUUGCGGACACUUUCUCAUACAAAAAAUGUAUAUUCCUCGCUCCAUGCUCGGCCCCUCCACAGUUUUGUAGCCGUGUGUUAUACGCUAACAAACAGUAGUGCAUUCAUGCGCUAUUCACUGAAGCAUCGAAGGAAAAGUGUCCCGACAACAAUCUCUGGAUACGCCGUCUUCUGCGUAUUUGCACUGCAAUCCGACUGGUUCUUCCUUGACCGAUGUCCCGCCGAUAUGCAAUGCUUGGUCAAAAUCUGUGAAGUAUUUUUUGCAAAGUUAGUGGUCACUCUGAAACGCUUGAAUUUUGAAUUGUGGCACUUCCUGUUUCUGUUAAAAGAUAAUUGCAGCAUCCUUUGUGGAAGUUACUACAUUGUCACGCAGUCAAAGGCGGACCUCCACCAAGGCCGAACAACCUGUGAUUAAUUCAGUGAUUAAGAAGGAAAAUGUGGAACAGAGCCCUUACAACAAGACUUCCUGGAUGAACUCCUUUAUUUGUGUCCGUACCAAAAUUGAAUUGGUUCUUCCUUGACCCACGUCCCACCUUCACACAAAGUUUUGCAGAAAUCGAUAAAGUAGUUUUUGUGUGUCGAAAAAAAGAAAAGGUGCAUAUAAACUAAUAGCACUUCCUGUUCCUCUUCUGUUAGAACGUAACCUCAACCUCCUUGGUGGACUAGAAUGCCAGUCUCUCGAGUGCAGACCUCCGCCAAGGCCAAGCUGGGAUUCAGUUGUAUGUCUUACAUACGUUUGAAGUUUUUCAUGAAGACUCUUGCACGGUUGCCAAGGUGACAAUGAAAGAAAAUGUGUAAGUGCCCUUAUGACCAAAAUAUUCGCACCUAAAUUGAACAGAUUCUUCCUUGACUUAUAAACGACUAAUAAACUUUGAGUAAAGGUGUCCACUUUAGCAAUUUUUCCAUUGCUAAAGUAGUUUUGUGUAGUUUACAACCGCGCAUAUAAACGGCUGAAAGUUCCUCGUUCGUUCAUGUUAAAACCUCCUUGGUGGCGGCCACUCAGACACCUCCGCCAAGGCCAAAUGAUCCGAAUGUGUAUAAAAUUGUUCUUAUCGUUCGUACGCCAGAAUUUCAUCAGUAAGACAGAAAAACGGAAAAUGACUAAAAGUGCCCUUACAGCAAGAAUUCUUUUAUCUAUACCAAAAUUGAGUUGCUUCGUCUUUGACCUUUUAUGCAAAGUUUUGUGGAAAGCAGUGAUGUCGUUUUUGCAUGGCGUAAGUAAAGUUCCUGUUCUGCUUGGUUUGAAACGUAACCUCAGCCUCCUUAAUGGACAUCACUCGUAUGCCAAGGCCAAAGUUGGGUCAAAUUGUACAUCUUAGUACGAUCGUUAAAAUUCUUGAUUGACUAGACUAGGCGAUUAAGAAGGAAAAUGUCUAAAAGUGCCCUUACAACAAGGAUUUAUUUGCCCGUGUACACACCAAAAUUGAAUUGGUUCUUCCUUCACCUACGUCGACCUUUACCAGGUUUUGUUAAAAUCACUGAAGUAGUUUUUUGCGUAGCGCAUAUAAACAGAUUCAAGUUCCUGUUCAUGUUCAAACUUUUGAACCAGAACCUCCCUGAAGGGAGUGUCACUCCAACCAAUUGAUUUGGACCAUGGACCUCCGCCAAGGCUGAUUUGGAUCAAAUUGUAUUUCUUAUCAUCUUCUGAUUGUUAGAAUCCUUGCAUGAGUCACUAAACUCCAUGAUUAAAAAGGAAAAUGUCUAAAAGUGCCCUUACAACAACAACACUCUUAUCCGUAUCUUCACCAAAAUCGAAUGGGUUCUUCCUUGAAAAAUGUCGUGAAAAUUCACAGUCACAAACUUGAAUGAAACCAAGUAGAUCUUCCCAGUUUUCCUCGUUAUUCCGAGAUAGCCCCUGAGAAUCGGCAGUAGAGGCGGUGGGAAUAUGCAGUAUAGUCAAUGAACUUGUUUGGUUGAUUGUUGGGGGGGAGCUUGUGCUGCUUUGUUUGCCCCCUCCCUCCACACACACACACACACACACACACAUUCACGGUCUUCCCGGUACUGUGAGGUACCCCCUCCCUCAAGGAGGCCAAAGGCUGACUUAUAUAUUUUGCGCUCCGCCGUUAUCAUAGUUCAUCAUAUCAUAGCUUCAUUGCACAGGUGACGACAAGCUACGACAACAGUUUCUGUUUGAUGUAUUACUACAGGACGCCACGUUCAUUAAUUGCAGCAAUACGCAACCGGGCCGCUCCGUUUAUACUCUCAUUAUCUCACACUAACCGCCACACGCUGUGGCUGCAUGGACGGGGAAAGACGAUAAGGAAAAGCAAACAAAAACGGCUGCUCUCGAAGUCGUGAAUGUCGGAAGGGGACGCCGUAGAAGAGGUGUUUUCGAGGCCACGUGAAUGUGAAAAGACUCGCACGCUGCCGGACUGGUGUCGGUGCAGGAAGCAGGGAUUCCCGAUUGGAUGAAUACGACAACAGAUAAAUCAACUCUUUCUCUGUGGUUUCAUCUCCUGUUCUUGUUGUUGUUUUGUUGAGCGUGAAGUCGAACACGUCGUACUUGAAUUACCUCAUUUUGUGACCUCAUCUUUUUGUUUUUAAUUCCCACCUUUUCUUGAGUCGGAAAGAUGCAUUGCACAGCGUGAUUAUUUGUGCUCAGACACAAAUUUUAAAGUGCCGCAGUGAUGAGAUUUUAUUUGUUAAUGUGUUUUUUUUUUGUGCAUUAUUACCAAACUUUGUAUUAUUCUUGUUAUUAUUAACCCUGCUUGUUAACGAGCCGGAAGGUUUUGUUUUUGUGUUUUUUUGUUCUCAAAAAGCUACCUCUCUAAGUUCAUGUUUUGGCAAAAAGCACAUUUUCUUUUUCUUUUUUUUGGCAUAUUUCAUCAUUGCUACUUCAUCUCAUGCAUUUUUUUUUCCUCAGAAAGUUGAUUUAUAUGAUUUUCAAAGUGUACAUAAAAGGUGACAACGGUAGAGGUGCGUGGGUUUUGGGGCGGGGGAGAAAAAAGUAGAAAAAAUGUUUUUGAAGCCUUAAGUGACAAGCAAAGAGCCGACAAAGAGGAAGAAAGAAGCACUGUUGCUUGUUCUAAGGGGGUUCCCAAACCAACAACACAUUGAAACUUGAACAUAUGUGAAUAGAGUUUUGUAAUGUGAAGGUGCUGGAUCGAGGUCGGUCAUCGUUUUUUUGCAGAGCGCGACGGACAAUUGGAUGUUGAGUAAUCAUCCAAACAAAAGAAAACAAAAAAGAGCCAACAGAGGCAAUUUGAUAUAAAAGAAAUUGUGAUAUUUUUGUAUUGCGUGUCAGUCCUUUUUUUUUUGUGGAGGGUUAAAGCAGGGCACAAAUAUUUGUAUUUUUGUUGGUUGUUUUUUUGGUGUCUUUCUCUGGGUGUGAAUCGUCUUUUGGCCUUGCUCCUCUUUGAUAUCGUGUGAACAUAUUGUAAUAAUAAUAAGAAGAAUAAUAAUAAGUGUUGCUUUCUGGAUGUCAGCAUUUGUAGGUGAAGGAUGAAAUUGAACCACCACCUUUUUUUAUUAUUGUUAUAAUUUUGUCGUUGUUUAUGUGGCAAAGAAGAGACAAAAAAAAAGCCGACCGAUGAUUCACCGUUUUCUCAAUCAAACUUGAUCGCGGCCGUAUUAUUUUUGUUGUUUUUGUACUUGAAGUUAAAAAAAAAAGAAGGGAUGGUGGCACGUCCUUGGUGUCCUGCCAUUUGAUUCUCUCUAACACUGUGAGCUGAAGGGGGCGGGGCUUUUUCGCCAUAACUCCACCCACCAAUACAAUAAGAAAUAAGAGUCAGACACUCCCAUAAUGCAACACUCUCCCCGUCGGUCACGUGACCUCCACCCCCUUAACCCGGUCAUCGUCCUCUGAAUGUUUUCUACGUUUUUUGUGUGGGUUAACGAGUGUGUGUGUGUGUGUGUGUGUGUGUGUGUGUGUGUGUGUGUGUGUUAGUGGAAAAAUGCACUAAUCAGAAAUAAAAUUCUAUUCUAUGCCACUGUUUUUUUCUCUAUGUUGGUAAAAAUAUAUAUAAACACGUCAGCAGUGAUAUAGUUCUUCCCCCUCAGUGUUUCUCUUGUGUGCCUAAAAAGUAUCCGCUUGUAUUUUCAGAUGAACAUUUUGCAAAAAAAAACAAUAAAAAGCCAGCACCCAUGGGAUGUCAUGACACCGAAUAUGACUUUUUUUUUUUUAAUCCACUGUUAGAGGGCUGUUGAUUGAGAAUUGUUUUUAAUGUUUAAAUAUCCAGAAUGAGAGGGCUCUUGAUGCUAUUGACAUUUGAGAUUUUUUGCUAUUGAGAUUUUGAUAAUCGGCAACAGGUUUGCUGUCUAACAAUAUUACGCUUGAGCAAGCUAAAAAAAAAAAAAAGAAAAAAAAAUCGGACACAUUUUGUGCCCUUGCUUCAGUACUUUUUAGUUGUUUUUUUUGUUUGUUUCUUUGUUUUUGUUUUUUUUUACCUUUUAUGUUUCCUACAUGAUGCAUUUAGGGUGUGUGGGACAAGAGGGACUCAUGGCAUCCCUUGAGCUGGCACUGUUGUGUUAUUUCAGUGAUGGUGGGGUUUUUUUCCUCCAGAUAAGUCGCCAUUUCACAUGCCAUUGAGGUUUAGAUGUAAAGAUACGAGAAAGAAAGCACGGAGUAUUUUUGUAAUCUUAGCACUGAGGACCAACAACUUUGCCCUGUCGGACCAAGCGUAACGAAGCUUUUAAACGUGACAAAGCUUUUCUUUCCCCUCUCUUUCUCUGUCGUCUUUGGCUUGUCUGUGCUACUUCUCUCCUACAUUGUGGUCAUGGAACAAGUUGCUCUGUAUUAUUAAGAAAUGUAAGAAAGAUAGAGUUUUUGUGUGUUUUUUUUUGUUAUUAUGAUGAUGAUUUGAAUUGUUAUAGUUUUUGUCUACCUCAGCACCUAAUCUUAGCCUAAUCUUAGAAGGUGCCCAAUUAUUAUUUUUGAAAUUAGUUCUCUUAUUGUUCUUAUAUUUUUGGGG
This is a messenger RNA of Dunckerocampus dactyliophorus (ringed pipefish), 7717 nucleotides long. RefSeq names its product zinc finger and BTB domain containing 16a (gene zbtb16a). Lineage: Eukaryota; Metazoa; Chordata; Actinopteri; Syngnathiformes; Syngnathidae. The record is from RefSeq and is a predicted model, not a curated record. Gene Ontology annotation, cellular component: nucleus. The coding region runs from base 234 to 2219 and encodes 661 amino acids. Gene Ontology annotation, biological process: regulation of transcription by RNA polymerase II. The transcript is spliced from 7 exons. Gene Ontology annotation, molecular function: protein binding; RNA polymerase II cis-regulatory region sequence-specific DNA binding; DNA-binding transcription factor activity, RNA polymerase II-specific.